This is a messenger RNA of Hylaeus anthracinus, 1342 nucleotides long. It is a transcript of the gene Mesh1, whose product is annotated as guanosine-3',5'-bis(diphosphate) 3'-pyrophosphohydrolase MESH1. The record is from RefSeq and is a predicted model, not a curated record. The transcript has 3 exons. Gene Ontology annotation, molecular function: guanosine-3',5'-bis(diphosphate) 3'-diphosphatase activity. NCBI's taxonomy places the organism in Eukaryota, Metazoa, Arthropoda, Insecta, Hymenoptera, Colletidae. The coding region runs from base 451 to 1122 and encodes 223 amino acids.
CGAGAUGGCAACCGAACCGACACACCGUCCAGUAUGGGUUGCCGCAUACUUGGGGCCUACCUACGCCUACGAGAUGGCAACCGGACCGACAACUCGCUACCAUUCCCCCUAAUGGGAAGAUGGCGUUCUCCGCUAAGAAAUUUCCCUAGCAAGGACCUAGAGCUCGUAGUCAGCCAAAGUUUUGAUGCACCGCCCUCGUGCAACGUUAGCUCCUCUAUCGUGAAGUUUCGAAAAUAACUAAGCACACCAGCAUGAUCAGCAUCAGCUGACACAUCACAUACAGCCAAUUAUCUUUUCUUUAUUAAUAAAAAUCCAGACUUUAUUAUGUGAAUGAACUCUGAACUUAUCAAAGUUCAUAACUUAUGUAACGCUUAAAUAACCCUGCGAUAUUUAAAAAUGGAUAAAUGAAAAAUGAGGUGACAAAUUUUGGCAUUACUGAGAAAAUCAAUUAUGGAAAACAAUAGUCAUGCAGAAUCUGUCAACAAUGAUCCGUUUAGUGUACACGGACCUUGUAAAUCUUGUAUCAAAGAAUUGCCCAAUGCAGAAUUAUUAACACUGGUAAUAAAAUGCACUAAUUUUGCAGCAAUAAAACACAAAGAUCAAAGAAGAAAAGAUCCAAAAGAAACACCAUACAUAAAUCAUCCCAUAGGUGUUGCAAAUAUAUUGAUACAAGAAGGUAAUAUUCACGACCCAGCUGUAAUUUUGGCAGCUCUGUUGCAUGAUACAGUAGAAGAUACAGAUACUACAUUUGAAGAGAUCGAAAACGAAUUUGGUAGCGAGGUUUGUAAUAUUGUCAGAGAAGUAACUGAUGACAAAACUUUACCGAAAGCAGAGCGUAAGAGACUACAAAUAGAACAUGCUCAUAACUUGAGUUACAAAGCUAAACUUGUCAAAUUAGCAGAUAAAUUAUAUAAUUUAAGAGAUCUUCAAAAAGCAACACCAAUUGGUUGGACAUCGGAAAGAGUGAAAGAAUAUUUUAAGUGGGCCAAAGCUGUAAUAGAUGGAUGUCGUGAGACUAAUUUUAGUCUAGAAAGACAACUUGAUAUAAUAUAUGCUACUCGAGUAGCUCAAGAUAGAGAAAAUUGCGGAUGUAAAAAUACAUCGAUACUGAAAUGUGAUUGAUUUAUUCCUUAAUAAAUUUUAAAAUUACUAAAAAUAUUUAAAAAAAUGUAUAUUGUAUAUUUUGACUAUGUAGCCCCCUGUAGUAACGGGUGUACCUCGGAAUCGCUAAACCCAUACUGUAGCUACAAUGAAAUAUAGCUACAGCCCCUAAGGGGAAAAAAAAAUAUUGCGGGAUACGAUAUUAUGAGAUAUACGUAACAAAAUAGUAAAUCUUAUUGUU